AUGCCGGCGUUUGAUCCUGUGCGCGAUGCUGUUCUGAACUCGCCCAUCUCGCCCUCGCAGGCCCUGCCCUUCUCGCGCCCGGGCACCGCUGACCCCGCCGCCCACAUGCAACACGACCGCUCCCCGACGUCGGAGGGCAGUCGCCCGUCGAGCGGCGUCGCGCCCGGAAGGAGCCCGUCGCUGGGCAGGCGGGCGACGGACCUGUCGAUGCUGCUCAACGACGGGCCCGCGCCGGAGUCGCCUGCGCCACAGACUCCACUGUUCACGCCCACGACCGAGCGGCGGGGCUCGAGCCUGAGCCAGAUACUCCUCCCUGGCGCGCCCAGCCCGGCCCACGAACCAGACAGCAAGCUCUCCCCGCUCGCGCCUCUUGCCCGCAGGACC
Messenger RNA from Gloeophyllum trabeum ATCC 11539, 384 nucleotides. RefSeq lists its product as uncharacterized. NCBI's taxonomy places the organism in Eukaryota, Fungi, Basidiomycota, Agaricomycetes, Gloeophyllales, Gloeophyllaceae. The transcript has a single exon. The annotation marks the transcript as partial. The record is from RefSeq and is a predicted model, not a curated record.